AUGUCGGACGACCCAUCUCUUAAGCAACCUGCUGAGCCAGGCGUUGCUGCUACCCACGCAGAUUCACAGGAAUCCUCCGCUCUAAAGGAAACCAUCCAAUCUAAAUACCCGGACGAUUCGGAUGCACCCGGCAGUAACCAACCCGCCGAGUCUCAAGGCGCGACACAGGAUACGGAGACAUGCGUUGAGCUUCCGACAGGUGUUUCUACCCUUGGUGAUGCCGCUACCAACUCUAACCAUUCCGAAUUCUUGACCCUCUUGGAGUCAGCCACUCCGCAGACAUCCAAAGCAGAUGCCCCAGAAGACCCUCCUGUGAACGUGGAUGCCACUACAGCUGUCUCGGAACAAACAACUCCGCAGAUUUCCCAGCCAGAUACCUUGGAAACCCUUCCGGCAACGGAGGAGGUUGCUCUAGCUAAUACUGAGUCGGACCAGGCUGAGAAACAGUCAGCAACAGAGCCCGAAGAGGAACAACCUAGCUCGCUCCCAACGCCUACAGCCGCCGAUCUACUUGCCCGCAAUGAUAUUGUUUCAAGGACCAAUUCAUUCCCUGCCUUCGGCUCGGCAGAUGAACCGUCCCAGCACACAACUUCUGCAUCCGACCCUGGCAAUGCAAGUGAAUCACAAGAAGACAAAAACAGCCACACUCCUUAUGCUCGUCCACCUACGGACCUAAUGAUUGAUUCUGAGAAUGGCCAUGUCUCGUUACCCUGGAAUGAUGCGGCUCAAGAUGGCGAGGUCGAAGGGGAAGACUUUUUCAACCAAGUUAGCACUCAGACCAAGCCAAUAUACAUUCCUCCCGAAUUUGCGGAGUCGAGAUUUGAGGAAGGGCUGCCACUUGUUGAUAACGGUGACCAGAACUAUGGCGAGCCAGUAACCGAGUCUAGGCCACAAAACACCCUCGAUUCUGUAUUCGGUGAGGAUAUGGCAACUGAGGAAGCUGGGUUUUUCAGCUCUAAUUUGGCCACUGCGGAAAAGCUGUCGGAUGAACCACCUUCGCUGCACCGAAAACAGACAUCACAAGUGCUGGACUCACUAAAAUUAGAUGAUGCCUUCUUGGGUGAUGACUCUCCCAUUGAGCCUCAUCUUACCUCCGGCCAGCAGUUCCCCAGCUCUGGAGAGCCUGAUGAAGCUACUACAUCAAAGGAUGAUACCGUCCCCACCGAAAAUUUGGAUGAAAAUGAACUAGCAGAGCGAUGGAAAGCAGCACUGGAUGAUGACUUACUUGAUGAUGGGCUCCUCGACGACGACCUACUCGAUAAUGAUAAUGCGUCCCAGCCUAUCCAGAAUGAAAAACCACCAGCCCCGUCACAACAUUAUCCCCCCUCCCAAUCAGCGUAUUUGCCUCAAGCUCCGCCCGCACUGGCAUCUAUUAACCCCUACGCUCCUCACCAGCCAUCAUCUUCGUCCAUGAUGGAGGGCAUAGCUCCUGCUAUCUAUGGGGAGCAUGUGCAACCCAUUAGCCCAGUGAGUGGAACUGCGGAAAGCUUUUCAAAUCAGCCAAAGGCCGGAUACAAAUCUCCCUAUGAUCUACCUGAUGAUUUACAACCAAAACGUCGAGUUGCCCCGCGAUCCGUAUCUAAUAUGAGCCAGCCAUUCCAAGCCACGACCAGCUCUCGGCCUUCCAGUCCCUAUAGCACAGCACCCCCACCAAUUGCACAUCCACCAGCGGCAAACAAUCCUUAUGCACCUCCCACUCAACCUCAGGCUCAGCGUCCUGCUGCUCCUAGCAACUUUUUCGAAGAGCUUCCAACAACUUCGCGGUCAAGGCCAUCCACAAGAGGAAGAUACGCUCCUCAGCCUACAGAAACCGGCCAACAGGUAGCUCCAAACCCGCAGAUGAUGACACCUCCCUCCCAGCAGCAUAGUGAACUUCAACCUCACGGCCAGUUUCAAUUACAACCCCCUGCAAGAAUGGACCCCUACGCAAACGUCCCGACCCCUACCGGACCAGGUGCAACCAAGCCAUCAACUCAAUAUUCCCCUAGACCUAUUGGGAAGCCCGCAUCCUCUGGUCGUUACUCACCUGCUCCUCUUUCUAGCAGUGCUCCUAACCACUCAUAUAUGCCCAAUCACGCAGGGAUCACUCUCCCGUUUCAGCCGAGAACGUCAAGCCCGCUGGCGCAACAUGAUUCAAGUCAUGUCAGACCUCAGGCCCACCCAGAGACUCCCCGUGAGAACAACUUUGGUAACCAAGAGUCAGCGCAGCAUUUGUCACCCCCAAUUGCCCAUAACGACUUCGGCCCAAGGAAUUAUGCCCCCAUGGCAAGCGUUGGUCCUUCUACCCAAUAUAAUAUGCCACCACCUUCUGCUCCCGACAAUGCUCCAAGGCCUGCGUCCGCUCAUGCUCCCAGUGCACCCGUUCCUGGCGCCCAUGUCCCACUUACCCGUGCCAUGACCGCUGACUCACAUUCCACGCCUAUAGCCGAUUUCAUUCCUCCAGUAGAUAAUCACAGCCUUGACGAAUUGGAACGUUGGAAAGGUGCUCCUAUCAUUAAGUUUGGUUUCGGUGGAUCUUUAAUUACAUCCUUUCCAAAGCGUGUUCCUAUGUAUUCAACCGGCCAACUUACCCCUCGUAUGAAACCUGUCCCCGGAGAAGUCAAAUUGCGUUCGGUCAAUGAGGCCAUCCCCGGGUCGCUAAUGCCCGCUAAAUUCCCUGGCCCGCUAAAGUCCAAGUCUAAAAAGAAGGAGGUCAUUACCUGGUUAUCAAACAUGAUAUCCAGCUUCGAGCAUGAGGAACCGCAGGGCCUCGCCCACCUUACCCAAGGCGAGUACCAAUCCAAAGUAGAGAAAAUUAUGCUUUGGAAGGUCCUUAGGACGUUGGUUGAACAUGAUGGCAUCCUUCGAGGAGCACCAGAGGCAGAGAAAAGUCUACGUGGUAUUCUAUCGCCUGUCACACAGCAAGACGAUCAAAUAGCACUCACCAUAGGCUCAACCAAUGCACUCUACGGUAAAGAAGAACCGGCGAAUGUCAGUCUUAAUGCUAUUCAACAUAACCUUCUCCUCGGUGAGCGUGAGAAGGCUGUGUGGGAUGCUGUUGAUCAUCGGCUGUGGGGCCAUGCAAUGCUACUAUCUUCAACACUGAACCCAUCGGUCUGGAAGCAGGUUGUUCAGGAGUUCAUUCGUCGGGAAGUACGAUCUGUUGGUGAAAAUACCCAAUCGCUUGCGGCUCUUUACGAAGUGUUGGCUGGUAAUUUUGAAGAGAGUGCCGACGAACUAGUCCCUCUGUCUGCGCGAGCAGGGUUGCAAAUGGUGAAUAUGCGCACAGGUCAAGGACCAACAGGAAAUGCACUAGACGGACUUAAUAAAUGGCAAGAAACCUUGAGUUUGAUUCUGAGCAACCGCAGCGCCCAGGAUGAUCAGGCUAUAUUGGCCUUAGGCAAAUUGCUUUCGUCUUAUGGGAGGAUUGAAGCAGCACACAUUUGUUUCUUGGUUGCCAGAUCGAAUACAAAUCCCAUCUUCGGGAAUGUCGAGGACCCGAAUGCUUAUAUUGUCCUCAUUGGAGCCGACCAUAAACGAUACCCAUUCACCUUUAUGACCGACCCUACUUGCUGUUUACUUACCGAAGUAUAUGAAUUCGCGACAUCUGUCCUGACAGCGACACCGUUGCAUGUUCUACCUCACCUUCAGGCUUUCAAAUUACAACACGCAAUGACUCUUGCUGAAACUGGCCACAAGACCGAAGCCCAGCAAUAUUGUGAAGCAAUUGGUGCAUUGCUGAAAGCAGCAACUAAACUCUCACCGCACUAUAAUCAGCGGUUCUUCAUGGAAUUGGAAGAGCUUUCAAACCGUCUCCGGCAAUCACCUGGUGAUGCGGCUUCUUCUUGGAUGUCGAAGCCCAGUAUGGAGAAGGUGUCUGGCUCAAUGUGGGCAAAAUUCAACAGCUUUGUAGCUGGUGACGAUGCUAGUCCUGCCUCAUCUGAUCCCUCCAAGGCUCACGAUGAGCAAGGCCCCUUUGCGAAUAUUGUUGGCACACCCCCAGUUAACCAUUCACCUGGGGGACCCGAAUCAUUCGGUUCAUAUUUCCCCUCGCAUCAACAACAGCCAGUGCCCAUCCCAACCUCGAACUCUCGGUAUGCACCCAGUAAUCAAUAUGCAUCUUUCUCAUCUCCCGAUCAGCUUCGUGGCCGUCGCUCCCUAGAUUCACAACGUUCUCCCUCGCGCGGCCCAGCGGCUCGAGCAUACUCUCAAAGGCGCCAUUCGCAAGAUCCUUCGGCCAGCUUGGAGGGUAGCUACAACCCGAUCAAUGCUAGCAAUCCUUAUUCCCCAGCAGUUUUGGCCCCUCAAGCCGCAACGCAUUCUGCACCAUUACCUGCACAUUCUCCCCUGGCCCCAGUUGAGGAGGCAAACUCAUCUUUGGCCCCAAGCACUACCUCAGAACAAGUUUCUGGCCUAGGCGUGUCUGCCCCCGGUCCUAACUCGUUCCAGCCGGCUCCUCAACAAAAUGACCAUAUGUAUUCCCCACCUUCUCAAGGCUCCCAAGGAGGAUAUGAACCUCCAUCAGAUGGAGGCUAUCAACCACCAUCUUACGAGCCACCGUCUUACGAACCACCUGCCGAUGAGCCGGAAUCCCCUGACAGUGAGAUCGCCGAGGAGAAGAACCCCAAGGGUAAGAGUUUUAUGGACAAUGAUGAUGGGGAUGAUUACAUUGGCAAAGGAGAGACAAACGGGGUGGAAACAGACAGAGGGCGGAGGGAUAGAGAAGCAGCGGAGCUCGUCAGGAAGGCAGCAGAAGAAGAUGCCAAACGACCACCUCCGGAUGCAAAGAAGGGUUGGUUUACUGGCUGGUUUGGAAAACGAGAUCCAAGCUCUUCCGGUGGCCCUAUUCGCGCCAAGUUAGGAGAACAAAGUUCCUUUUACUUUGACGAAGACCUUAAGCGAUGGGUUAACAAAAAGGACCCCAACAGUGCUACGGCAUCUACUACGGCCUUGCCUCCUCCCCCCAGGGGCUCAGCACCCGGCAGCCGGUCUGCCAGCGCUGAGCACCGACCACCGACCUCAGCGUCCGUAGCGAGCGCGCCCGAUGCACUCCCUAUUCCACUUGCCAGAGGACUAUCUGCUCAGGGCCCCAAUUCACCGUAUGGUUCAGCCCCUCCGCCGUCUUCACUAGGAAUGCCUUUCUCCAGCAGCCCAGGUGGGCGUUCAGUCUCUGGCGGUACCCCACCUACUAAUCCAUCUUCCAGACCUGGUACUGCAUUGAGUCAUGCAAGCUCCAUUGACGAUUUGCUCGCGGCCCCACAGACCAGGAAGGGAGGUACCCUCAAAGGACGAAAGAAGGGCAGAUAUGUGGAUGUCAUGGCAACAUCGUGA
Molecule: messenger RNA, 5310 nt
Organism: Microsporum canis CBS 113480
Lineage: Eukaryota; Fungi; Ascomycota; Eurotiomycetes; Onygenales; Arthrodermataceae
Product: COPII coat assembly protein SEC16
Exons: 3
Coding region: 1-5310 (1769 amino acids)
Biological process (GO): autophagy; COPII vesicle coat assembly; Golgi organization
Cellular component (GO): endoplasmic reticulum exit site; ER to Golgi transport vesicle membrane
Source: RefSeq, a predicted model, not a curated record